Lycium ferocissimum is the source of this 4112-nucleotide messenger RNA. Its product is annotated as pentatricopeptide repeat-containing protein At5g38730. The coding region runs from base 847 to 2619 and encodes 590 amino acids. The record is from RefSeq and is a predicted model, not a curated record. The transcript is spliced from 2 exons. Lineage: Eukaryota; Viridiplantae; Streptophyta; Magnoliopsida; Solanales; Solanaceae. Gene Ontology annotation, molecular function: protein binding.
UUAGCUCUCUCAAGCGGAAAAAAAAACCUUGUUACUUUCCAUAAUUAACUUUAAUGGUAAAAUACUAAAAUCCUAAUUCUUGAAAUUGGAUUACAAUGUUCUUUCUAUGUAAACCCCUUAGUCCUCAGUUUCAUACAUCAAAACUCAAGUUUCAGCUUUUUGUAUCCUUUAAGAUGCAUUUAAUAAUAAAAAUAGAAGAUUGCUUAAUAUUCUCACUACUAGAAACAAAGACUUUUCCCACCGACAAUCAGUUGGAAAUUCGUGUUUUAAAACAUUAUUUUUUCACGUCAUUCCCACCGAACCAGCUCACCGGGAAAACAAAAUAGGUUCCCAUUGAAACGUUGGAAAAUGUCCUAAUUUUUCCAUGUGAAACUACUACUAUUUUUUUCUUUGAUCACUGAUUCAACCAAAAAAUCUAUGGGAAUAGCCAUGAACAAUUUUCAGUGGAAAAAUAGUGAUUUUCUAGUAGUGUCUCUAUCAAAAAAUAAGUAAAUAGAUUGCUUGAUACACUAAAGUGUCACUGUAACUUGUAACUGUGCUGCAGUGUCUCUUCAGGAAGGGACUUAUGUACAUUAGUUGGCUGCUAAAGCAGGGAUUCCAGACGAUAUAUUCCUAGAUUCUAUGGGUGUGUUCCGUACGAAGGGAAAUGUUUUCCUAGAAAAUGUAUAUUUUCUUGUGUUCGCCUGCAUUGAUGAGUUUGAUGACUGAUGAUAUACACCAAAGCCGAGAACUGGUUCUCAAUAAUUUUUUCCCAUCUCUUUAAAUUGCAUAACUAUUUGAGCAAAAGUUGCAAGAAAAUAUUGGAAACCAGUGAGGUGUGGGGUGGAUUCCUUAUCUUUCUUUUCCAUGGCCUACCUGGUUCGCACAAAUGUUGACAAUGAAAUGGUCAAAGCUGUUGCUGCAGUUAUCCUCAAGGGACACUGGGACAACCUUUUGAAGCCUAAGAUCGGUUCAUGUGUGACUUCCACCACUGUUAGUCAAGCCCUUCUUGAUUUAUCGCAAUCUUAUUUCUCCCUCUCAUGGUCAUUCUUUAAGUGGGCUGAAUCAGUUCCCAAUUACAAGCAUUCGUUGCAAUCUUCUUGGACUAUGAUUUACAUACUCACCAAACAAAAACACUUCAAAACUGCACAAGAGAUGCUUCAAAAGGUGGCGAUCAAAGACUUUCUAUCAUCACCGACAGUUUUGAAUGCACUUGUGAGCUCCAAUCUGAAUAAUGAUGUGAACUCACAUCUUUUAAGUUGGUUGGUAAUAUACUAUGCUAAUUCAAAGCUACCCCAUGAUGCAAUUCAGGUUUUUGAGCAUAUGAGGGUUUGUAAGCUUAUGCCCCAUAUGCAUGCUUGUACUAGCCUUCUGAAUUCAUUGGUCAAGGAUGGGUUGACUGAUACUUUGUGGAAAAUUUACAAAAAGAUGCAAAAAAUGGGGGUGGUUCCAAAUAUAUAUAUCUAUAACGUGCUUAUGCAUGCUUGUUGUAAGUCUGGUGAUGUAGAGCGGGCUGAAGAUUUGUUGAGAGAAAUGGAGUUUAAGGCUAUAUUCCCUGACCUUUACACUUAUAACACGUUGAUAUCAUUGUACUGCAAGAAAGGCAUGCAUUAUGAAGCUUUGUGCGUGCAGGAUAGGAUGGAAAGAACAGGAGUACGCCCUGAUAUUGUAACCUAUAAUUCCUUAAUUUACAGUUACUGUAGGGAAGGGAGAAUGAGGGAGGCUAUGAGGCUUUUCAAGGAAAUUAAAGAUGCUAUCGCUAACCUGGUUACGUACACUACAUUGAUAGAUGGAUAUUGUAGAGCCAACAGCGUUACUGAAGCUUUAAAACUGAGAGAUGCAAUGGAGGCAAAGGGCUUGUAUCCAGGGGUUGUCACUUACAACUCAAUUCUUCGGAAAUUGUGUGAACAAGGCCAGAUGAAGGAUGCAAAUAUACUAUUAAAUGAGAUGAAUGAGAAGAGAGUUGUACCUGAUAAUGUGACAUGCAACACUCUGAUUAAUGGUUACUGCAAGAUCGGGGAUAUGAAAUCUGCUCUUAAAGUGAAAAAUAAGAUGUUGGAAGGUGGACUAAAACCUGACCGCUUCACUUACAAUGCUAUGAUUCAUGGAUUUUGUAAAGUAAAGGAUACAGAUGGGGCCAAAGAAGUUCUAUUUGACAUGGUCAGGAUUGGACUUUCUCCCAGUUACUGCUCGUAUUCGUGGCUUGUGGAUGCUUACUGCCACCUGAUUAAUGAGGGGGCAGUUAUCUCAUUGCUAGAUGAGUUUACAAGAAGAGGUUAUCUUGUUGAUGUUUCCUUCUAUAGGGCAAUAAUAAGGAGGUUGUGCAAGAAAGGUAAAAUUGAUGGUGCUGAAAAAGUUUUCCACAUCAUGCAAUCAAAGGGAGUGCUUGGAGAUAGUCUGAUAUAUGCUACUCUUGCAUAUGCUUACUUUAAGGUUGGGAAGGUUGAUGCUGCAUCAUAUUUGUUAGACGACAUGUACAAAAGAAGGCUAAUGAUAACUCUCAAAAUGUACAAAGGUUUUAAUGCUUCUUACUCUGAUGAGAAUAGCCUUUUAGAUAUGUUUUGGGGUAACGUGGUGCAAAGAGGUCUGAUUUCGAGAACCGUUUACGAUGACAUCCAGCAAUUGAAGAUACUAUCUUAGACACAAAAUGGCUUCUGAAGCCUUUGAUUCUUGAGAUAUGGAUAGCAUAGUUUAAGUAGUGUGCUAUAAGCAUGAGCACUCUCUGCUAAUAAAUAUGAUUCUGUUGUUAUGCCCUCGCAAACUCUCUCUGGAGACAUGAAGCCAGAACAACAUUGUCAACUUUGCUGUCUGACUAUGACCAUGCAAUUUCAGGCUGGAGUUAUUCGGAGAGAAGUCUGAAUAUUCCUUAGUUUGUGCCCAUACUUCUAUUGAUCCUGUUUCAUGGAGUUGAUUAAAAUCUUAUGCAGCAGAUAUCCUUCCGUGGAGGUUGUUAUCAUGCUCCAUAAGUGUGUUAGCUUCAAAUUGUCAAGAGUCUGGACGUCACAUCAUUUUCCUCACUAAAUGCUGCAAGCAGUGCGCUGAAUGGAACCCCGGAUACCAAGGCUCACAUGCUCUCAAAAUCAUAAUUCCAAUUCUUGCGUGAAAAACUGUAAUAUGUUUUUCAUUCUCUUUACACUUCAUGUCCCUCAAUGGGGCAUUACCAUGUACAUUGUCCUCAGUUAAUAAGCAAUAUUGUACAAAGGUGAUUGAGCCAAUCUGCUGUUGAGCUUCUUUCUGCUGGGAAUCCUGGAAUAUAUCAUAUUUCAGGUGUAUAACGAAGAGAUUGGCAGUGGUUUGAUUGGACCUUUAAUAUGAUAUUCAUGCUUGGAGCUUGAAGGUAGCAACUAAUACUUUAUGAUAUACAUUGUUUGCGAAAUGUGGAAGGAUCUUUGAUUCAGAAAAGGUGUCCAGCAUGCUAAUACUGUAUGUUGGAAUUCUUUGUUGCUGGAUAUGUUUAAAUGGGCACGGAUGGAGGCAUUCGAACUUCUCACGGAAGAAAAAGAUGUGGUUCCUGAUGAAGUCUCCCUUGUGUGUUGUUUUAUCUGCAUGCUGCCAUUCUAGCUUAACUGAUCUCAAAGUAAGCCAUCAUUCCUUUGCUUGAAUAAUAUGCUUUGCAUGGUGGACUGACCUUUUUUUCUUUUCUUGACUUGGGAGAGCAGGUAAAUUAGGAUCAGCCAUUUAACAAGGAAAUGCAAUAAAAAGACACUGCAAAAUAUGGUUGGCGUACUCGUGUCGAAUGUGUACCGAUUCAAAAGUAGCUGGUUGCGCUAGCACUCAAGGGUGUGAAAUAACUGUCAAUGAAGUGGGUGAAAAUCAGUGGAGUUCAAGGUUCUAAUUUCAACAUAGACAAAAAACCGUUAGGCGAUUUCUUCCCAUAUGUCUAGUCUUGGACGGCAGAGUUCCCCAGUAACUGUGCUGAUGGGAGAUUUUCUGUGGUGACGAUAAUAGAGGCCACAGGCAGUGGAGAUCUGCUAUCUCCAAAAAUGAUGGAUAUGACUCUUGGCUGGCAUGAAGUUAGUUUGUCUUAACUUGGUUAAUUGAUCCAUAAGCAUGAAAAGAAGCAUUCAUGAAAGCAAUGAACUUACUAUGAAGUUCGCCUGCAUUUGUACUUAAUAUUCUUUCUCCGCACGAUU